Messenger RNA from Rubroshorea leprosula, 1111 nucleotides. NCBI's taxonomy places the organism in Eukaryota, Viridiplantae, Streptophyta, Magnoliopsida, Malvales, Dipterocarpaceae. The record is from the annotation of a GenBank genome assembly.
GAACGGAGCACAACCCAAAGGCCUCAAACACAGCAUUGAUGUCUCGUUCUGGAUAAGGCUAGUAGGCUACCAUAUCCUGCACUUUUCUUCUUCAGUUUCUCUCUACAUUCUCCAUAGCCAUGCCAAUUUCCACCUUAUCUCUCCCUUCCAUCGGCUAUUGCUGUCGUAAUUCUCCACCUUUCCCACUCAAAUCUGCUUUUUUCUCAAAACCCAUAAAAACCGAUGUCAGUUUCGCACUCAAAACCUCCCAAAAGAGAAGUACCCGUGUGGUUUCAAUGAGCACGGAGGCUGGUAUUGGAGUCAUGGGUACAAAGCUGGGGAUGAUGAGCUACUUCGAGACUGAUGCAAAGGUUGUGCCCGUCACUGUGGUGGGGUUUCGAGAAGGCAAUAUCGUGACCCAAGUCAAGACUGAGGCCACUGAUGGGUAUAACGCUGUUCAGGUUGGGUACCGGAGGGUGAGGGACAGGAAGCUGACGAAACCGGAGUUGGGUCAUUUGGAGAAGGCUGGGCUGAUACCAAUGCGGCAUUUACAGGAGUUCAGGCUGCAGAGUUUAGAUGGGUUUGAGGUGGGUCAGAGGUUGGCUGUGGAGGAGAUUUUUAAGGAAGGGGAUCUUGUUGAUGUCUCUGGAACCUCUAUUGGGAAGGGUUUUCAAGGUGGAAUAAAGCGCCACAAUUUCAAAAGGGGCCUAAUGACUCACGGCUCCAAAAGUCAUAGGGCUUUAGGAUCUAUUGGUGCUGGGACAACACCCGGUCGAGUGUACAAGGGCAAGAAGAUGCCUGGAAGGAUGGGAGGAAACAAGACAAAAAUCAGAAAGCUCAAGAUCGUGAAAAUUGACAAUGAACUUAAUGUUGUAAUGAUCAAAGGAGCUGUCCCUGGUAAGCCAGGAAACCUUCUUCGCAUAACUCCAGCUAAGAUCGUUGGUAAAAAUAUACCGAAGAACUAGCUUGAUGUACUCUAAUUUGUACAUUUUUGUGUAUUUUUUGCAUAAUCAAAACCCACUAUUCUGUAUAAUUUAUUUUUUAACCUUUGCUGUAGCAAUUUAGAUUUCAGUUGUUGACAUCUUUCAAUGUAUCAUCAGGUGCGUGGUUUUAAUGAAAAAUCUGAUUACUU